AUGGGCAUGCUGAGGGCGGUUCUGCUCCUUGCUUUCCUCUCCAACUUGGCAUAUGCGGAAGGAGAGACGAGCCAAAACUCAUCUGGCUGGAUUCGCUUAUGUCAAGACGUCGCGGCGCUCAGAUCGCAGCCGCCCCCUUUUGUUGCCAAGCUUGGUAAGCUCUACGAAGCGCGCCAGACUUUGAGCAAGAAGCGGCGUCUGCGCCUCCGCAAGGAAGUGAAUGCCACGAGCCCGCUCUGGGAUGCGGAGAUCCAUGCCUUCUGCGACACGGCGGUGGGCACAGGGCCCUGGCGGCUAAAGGUGGACCUGACCGCAGCGGCGAACGCCAGCGCGGCUUACCAAAGGCCUCAACGGAUACUGCUGGUCUUCACACCUGGCUGGCCACAAGCGCUGCCGCAGAUCCGGUUCUUGAGCAAGCUGCAGAGCUUCUACACCAAAGAGGUGGGAGAGGAGAAGAUGGACUUCCAUGUGCGCGAACCUACCGGCAAGCUUCUGGCACGACUUCACGAAAGCUUGGGUGAGGCAGUGUCGUGCAUGUGGCGGCAAACGGGCAGCUGCAGUGCCAAAGGUGUGCGCGAGCCGGAGAGAGAUCGCCUCUGUUCCGAAAAGCUCCCCUGCAUUGUAGUUCCUUUUUUUUUGGUUUAA
Symbiodinium sp. CCMP2592 is the source of this 645-nucleotide messenger RNA. Lineage: Eukaryota; Dinophyceae; Suessiales; Symbiodiniaceae. The record is from the annotation of a GenBank genome assembly.